CCACUCUAUAUGUCCCAAGUUGGAACGCCUCAGUUUCUAACGGCCAUGGCUCCUUUUGCUGAAAGCAAUAGGCCUACUUCUGUUGAGAACUCGCCCUGUUCAUCCAACAAUAAGUUACGGAAGCUCAUUGUGGAGAAAAUUCGGAGAGACCGCAUCAACAGCAGCAUUGAGCAACUGAGGAAACUUCUCCACGGAGGACAGAUAUGUGGCCAGCAGCAGCAGCAGCGCUCAUCCAACCUGGAGAAAGCCGAUAUUUUGGAGUUGGCAGUGAGUUUCCUACAGAAGGAGACCACAGCGGGCGUUUCGCCCACCUACUCCCAGGGCUGCUCCCAGUGUCUGCAGGAGACCCUCCGCCACCUGUCCCUUCACGCGCCCCUGCAGGCUGCAGAACUAGAGGAGAUCAAACGCUUUUACGUGCUCCAGAAAACAGCCCUGUCCAGGCGCAUGUCAGUUCAGCAAUGA
Coregonus clupeaformis (lake whitefish) is the source of this 462-nucleotide messenger RNA. RefSeq names its product transcription factor HES-5-like. The record is from RefSeq and is a predicted model, not a curated record. Lineage: Eukaryota; Metazoa; Chordata; Actinopteri; Salmoniformes; Salmonidae. Gene Ontology annotation, molecular function: DNA-binding transcription factor activity, RNA polymerase II-specific; protein dimerization activity; RNA polymerase II cis-regulatory region sequence-specific DNA binding. The coding region runs from base 10 to 462 and encodes 150 amino acids. The transcript is spliced from 3 exons. Gene Ontology annotation, cellular component: nucleus. Gene Ontology annotation, biological process: regulation of neurogenesis; anterior/posterior pattern specification; regulation of transcription by RNA polymerase II.